Messenger RNA from Acanthochromis polyacanthus (spiny chromis), 1488 nucleotides. Its product is annotated as transmembrane protein 238-like. The transcript has a single exon. The coding region runs from base 181 to 645 and encodes 154 amino acids. The record is from RefSeq and is a predicted model, not a curated record. NCBI's taxonomy places the organism in Eukaryota, Metazoa, Chordata, Actinopteri, Pomacentridae.
UGCAGUCAGGCUGGUGUGGUUCUAGCUGAUAGCCACUGGUGUACAUUGUACUUUGACCAGAGCAGGUUGUUUUGUGUGCCUCGCGCAACAAGUGAGGAUUCCUCUUCGUCGUCCUGUGGAUACAUCAUCACCUGCUCCACAUCUGGAUUAACUCUGAUUUUAAGGAUCCCCACUGCUGUCAUGUCGACAUCUGUGCAGGUAGAGCCAGUCAUGGAGAAGAUCUAUGCAGGAGUCGGCCGCUGCAAGUGCUCAUUCUGGUUCGCGGUGGCCCACGACAUACUGGGCGUCUUAAUCAUGAUGGUGGGGGUGUUUGGAGGCCUGAUCAUCCACGAUUUGUUCAUCUAUGCCGGGGCCAUCAUCAUCUUCCUCAGCCUGAUCUGGUGGGUGUUCUGGUAUGCAGGGAACAUCGACGUGCCACCGGAGGAGCUGGAGGACGACGUGGGCAAGAUGAAGCUGAAGAACCGUGGAAUCAGCCAGGUCGUGAGGCGAGCGUCCAGCAGGAUCAGGAGCUCUUUCAGGAAGAGCGGCAGGUCUUUCAGAGAGGACCCGGCAGCCACCGCUCCAGACGAGCCACUCUCCACCAUAUAUGACAGCACCAUCGCCUCCUCAUCAAAUGAACUUGUGAGAGAACAGCUAUCAGUAUGAACUAAUACAUAACAGACUGUAAAUCCCACCAAGAGAUGCUCAACUUGGAUAUUUAUGCUUGUUUUCUUUGCUCAUCGUUUUACUCUGUUCAGAGGGAUUUUGUGUUUGCUCACCUAACAUGCAGCAGUAAUGAUUAGACAGCGCUCAGGUGUUGUCUAGAUAAGAUUCACAUGCUCAUAUCUUGCUGAUAAGAUGUGAACUUUGCACACUGUAACUCUGAUUUGAGGUGCACAGCUGUCUCACCAGUCAGCAGUCGUGAUGGACUGACGGCUAGAUUUUAAAGAGCAGAGCUGUGGUGACUGUAAAUAGAAAACAAGAGGGUCUAAUAAUCCGAUUACUCUUGUUAGAUCUUUCACCAGAAUAUGCGCAGCUGCUUUUACUUUCAAGCCCUGCUGUGUGCUUGUAUUUGUGUCGGCCUGAACCCCUGACAUAAAUCUACAACAGAAAAACCUCAAACAAAGAAACUGCACCUUUCAGAGGGUCCCAGUCAGAGUCCAGACCUCCAGAUACUGUGGCGUGACCUCAGGAGAUAUGUUCACACCAGGAAUCAUAGGAAACAACUGAGCUGAAGCCGUUCUGUGAGGAAAAAUGGUCCAAAAACAUUAUCGUGCAGAUCUGACCUGCAGCUGCUGGAAACUUGUUUGCUGCAAAGGAGGAGCCACCAGAAGUUAAAUUUAAUGAUAUCCCGACUUUUCCCACCAGCACUUGGAAUAUUUAAUGGAUGUAUUCAGACUUCCUGAUUUGUUUGUAAGAUGUUAUAAUCGUGUGUUACUUUGCUUUAAAAUCCACUCCAGGCAUGUUUAAAAUAUAUACAUAUAUAUAAAUACUCUGCUUUGAUAAUAA